AUGACGACGGUAGGCAAUUUGAAACCUUUUGAUCCGGCAAUAGAUGAUAUAGAGGUAUGGACACGUACUUUUAAGGCAUUUCUAUUAGCGAAUAAUAUGGAAUACACGCCAAUAGUACCAGAAGAAGCAGAUGAAACAAAAAUACUCAUGUCGAGACGAUGUGUAGCAACCUUACUGUCCACGUUAGGUUUGUCAGUAGUAGGAACAUUAAUGUCUUUGCUCUCUCCAGCUCAACCGGAAGACAAGACACUUGACGAAUUAAUCACAAUUCUCAAGAUACACUACAAACCACCCCCAAAAGCACUAGCAGAAAGAUAUCGCUUCAUGGGUAGGAAACAAAAUCAAGGAGAAUCGGUGGCUCAAUUUCUAGCAGAAUUAAGACGCUUAGCGGCAAAUUGUAAGUUUGAUAACGAUCUCAACAUUCGGUUAAGAGAUCAGUUUGUAUUCGGCUUACGCAGUGAAGUAGCACAAAAACAGCUCUUCACGAAACCAGAUGAAGUUACACUGGAAGACGUGGUCGCAUUAGCUACAGCGCAGGAGCUCUCAGAACAAAGUCUGUCACUAGUCCGAGGAAAUACAAACGCUCAACAAAAAGAAGAAGUAAAUAAAGUAACAAAGAAUAUACCAGGUAAACAAUCAAAUAUUUCAAAAAAUAAUUCACAGUAUAAAGGAGGAGGAAAACCUACAUAUAAUCAAAAGUAUAAGAAAGAAUGUCAAAGAUGCGGUUCUACAGAUCACAAUGGUAUAAAAAAUUGUCCUCAUAAAGAAACAAAAUGUUAUGCAUGCGGAAAAUUUGGUCACUUAUCUUUUAAAUGUAGGAGUAGCGGACAAAAACAGUACUAUCCACAGUCGAAGAAACCACAGGCUAGUCAGAGUAAUAUGGUGGAUAUUAGAGCAACAGAAGUUUUAUCAACAAAUCAAAUGGAGAAAAAGAAAAUUUGGAUAACUUUGAAGAUCAACGGCAUUCCUCAUCAGAUGGAGAUAGACACAGGCUGUGAAAGAAGCAUGGUUUCAAAAGAAUUUUGGAAAACCCUAGGGAAACCUACUUUAUCAAAGUCAACGCUACAAUUCAAGACGUACACAAAUGAAAUUUUCCAUGCAAUAGGUGAGCUAAAUUGUAAGGUAAAGUACAACAAUGAAACAAUCGAACAUGUAUUUCCUGUGACACAUGGUUCAUCACUAUUUGGAAGAGAUUUAUUGCGUAAAAUUAAAAUAGAUUGGGCAGAUAUAGCCGCACAAUGUAACAAAAUCCAAGAAAAUUUAACGCUAGAAGGCAUUCUUAAAGAGUUUUCAGACAUAUUUGAGGAACCAAGGGGACGCAUAAAAAAAUUUAAAGCAAAAAUAGUUCUUAAGGAUGAUGCGACACCCAAAUUCAUGAAAUCUCGCCCUAUUCCGUACGCAAUCCAGGAGAAAGUAGAUCAAGAACUAGACCGUAUGGAAAAGUCUGGAAUAAUUGAACGAGUAGAUCACAGUGAGUGGGCAUCACCUUUGGUUGUAGUACCAAAGCCUAAUGGACGAGUAAGAAUCACAGGAGACUUUAAAAAUACAGUGAAUGCACAACUCCAUAUCACUCAAUAUCCAAUUGCCAGACCAGAGCAAAUUUUCAAUACAGUAGGUGGCAGUUCUAUAUACUCAAAAUUGGAUGGCAGCAACGCAUAUCAUCAAAUGGAAGUAGAAGAGGAGUGCAAGAAAUGUUUAGUAGUAAACACUCAUAGAGGACUGUACCGUUACAACGUCCUUCCACAAGGGAUAUCAUCGUCACCUGCUAUCUUUCAAGAAUUCUCAGACAAGAUGCUACAAGGUAUUCAGCGUACAGGUACUUAUAUCGAUGACACGAUCCUAGGUGACACAAAUGAAAGAGAACAUCUUCAAAAUUUGCGGAAGAUUUUUAAAAGGAUGCGUGAAUGUAAUUAUUAUGUAACAAAGGAGAAAUGUGAAUUUGGAAAAUCACACGUAGAAUUUCUAGGGCAUAUUCUUUCAAAAAGAGGUAUCCACACAGAUCCAAAUAAAGUGUCGGCAAUGGAGAUUAUACAACGUCCACAAAAUGUCACAGAAUUAAAAUCAUUCUUAGGACUGGUAAAUUUUUAUAAUAAGUUUGUUCCUAAUUUUGCAGAUAUAUGUGAACCUCUCUAUAGACUUACACGGGUAAACGAAAAAUGGAACUGGACAAGCAAAUGUGAAUCAGCUUUCAAUCGUGUAAAAAGCACUCUCGUUAGCGCCCCGAUGCUAAUGAAUUACAAUCCAGAUCUUCCCAUUGGAAUCAGUUGUGAUGCAUCAUCAAUUGGAAUAGGCAGUGUACUGUUCCAUAGAAUUCAAGAAGGAGGGAAGACAAUUGAAAAGCCAAUAGCAUUCACAUCACGAGUACUCUCAGCAGCGGAGAAAAAUUACUCACAAAUAGAGAAAGAAGGACUUGCCAUAAUUCACGCUUUGAAGAAAUUUUACCGAUAUUUGUGUGGUCGACAAUUUAUUUUGGUAACUGAUCACAAACCACUGGUACACAUCUUCAAUCCGAAGACAACAUUACAGCCAUAUGCAGCAGCACGACUUCAUCGUUGGAGUAUAUACAUGUCACAAUUUCAAUACGACAUUGAAUAUAGAUCGACACAUGAACAUGGCAACGCUGACAUACUAUCACGCUUUCCAGACAAAAAUACAUUAGGAGAAGAAGAGGAAGCAAAAGAAGUAAAUUUAAUCGCAGAAGAGAACAUGGAAAAAUUGCCAAUAACGUAUAAGGAAAUACGAAUUGCUACAGCAAGAGACAAGGUAUUAUCCAAGGUUCUAUCUUUCAUAAACAAUAAAUGGCCAGGAGCAAUAGAAAAAGAAGAGGAGGAACUACAGAGUUACUUCAAGAAACGAGAAGAAUUAACUACUCAUCAAGGAAUAAUAAUUUGGGGACUUCGAGUAAUCAUACCUAAAGUAUUAAGAGAAAAGUUACUCAAGAAUCUCCACGAAACACAUGCAGGAAUAGUGAGGAUGAAGGCAUUAGCAAGACAGUUCAUAUGGUGGCCAAAUAUGGACAAGGAGAUAGAAGAAUUAGCAAGAAGUUGUACCAAUUGUUGUUCAAAUAGGCCUGACCCUCCAAGUGCUCCUUUGCAUCCAUGGCAAUUUCCAGAGAAACCUUGGCAGAGGCUUCACAUUGAUUUAGCUGGACCGUUACAAAACAGAAUGUUUUUAAUCAUCAUGGACGCACAUACGAAAUGGCCGGAAGUAUAUGAUAUGAAAACAGAUACCACAAGUAAAAAGGUGAUAGAAAAGCUAAGAGACAGUUUUGUGAGAUUCGGUAUUCCGGAACAAAUAGUGUCAGAUAAUGGCAGACAGUUUAUAUCAGCUGAGUUUCAAAGAUUUUGCAAGAACAACGGAAUUAGACAUACAACAAGUUCUGUAUAUCACCCUCGUACUAACGGAGAGGCAGAACGCUUUGUACAGACAUUCAAAAAAGCAGUACAUAAUUCAGAAGGAGAUUUAACGUAUCGGAUUCAACGAUUUUUAUUUAAUUAUCGUUGCACGCCACAUUCGACGACAGGAGCAUCGCCAACGGAGUUACUUAUAGGACGAAGACCUAGAAGUUUACUGGACUUAGUUAAACCAGACGUAUUCAAAACAGUAGCGGCUGCUCAAGCAAGACAAGAAAAAAGUUAUAAUACUCGCGUCAAGAAUCGAAAAUUUGAGAAAGGAGAAGAAGUAUGGGUUCGUACAUUUUCAAGAAAUAAAGCUAAAUGGUCGCUAGGAACUAUUAUUAAAGCUUUGGGUCCAGUCACGUAUUUGGUUCGAGUCGGAGAUCAACACUACAAGCGUCAUGUAGAUCAGAUGUAUAAUGCCAUGCCGCUUCAACUUAAUUUUGAGAAAGCUCCAGAGAAUGAUGCUUUGUCAAGAAGACUUAUAAAAAAAGAGCCAGAUUCAGAUUCUACAUCUCCAGAGGGAAACGAAGAAGAAAGACCUGAAACAGCAGAGGAAGGAGCAGGUUCUUCAGAGUCAGAGCAAUCGAAUUCACGAGAACAUCCAGGACAGAACAGAAAUGAGAAUACUCCAUCAUGUGGCAGACCUCAGAGAACAAGGAAGCCGCCGGAUCGUCUCGAGUACAAGGCCAGGGGCACCCAAAAGGAAUACGGUUCAAAAUAA
Solenopsis invicta (red fire ant) is the source of this 4119-nucleotide messenger RNA. RefSeq lists its product as uncharacterized. NCBI's taxonomy places the organism in Eukaryota, Metazoa, Arthropoda, Insecta, Hymenoptera, Formicidae. Gene Ontology annotation, biological process: DNA integration. The coding region runs from base 1 to 4119 and encodes 1372 amino acids. The transcript has a single exon. The record is from RefSeq and is a predicted model, not a curated record. Gene Ontology annotation, molecular function: zinc ion binding; nucleic acid binding.